CUAGAGACUGCUGAGUUGUCGCCAGGUGGCGCUGGUGGUGACAAACCCAUUCAUUACAUAAACCUCCCGUGCUAUAUAAGCCUGGUCCAGGCUCCACAUCUAAGACCUUUUAGUCGCUACCCCGAACAUUGUAAAAGCUCGAACGCACCAUAGUGCCAAGGCCCUGAAGAUGCUCGUGGCGACUCUAACACUGGUGGCAUUGUCCGCUGUCUUCACCAACGUCUAUGGAUCAGACCAGUACACUAUACUGGAUGUCUACAAAGCUUCAAACGUGUCUGUCGAGGACUAUAAGGACCUGCUGAAGGACCUUGAUGUCGUGCACUCCUUUAAGGUUCUUGGAUCAUCGAGGGUUAUUUUUGUGGUCAAAAUGAGGGAGGACAGCUAUGAAAAACUCUCCAAAAUCAACCUGCCUGGAGACGUUUAUUCAAUACCUGCAGGAGACCUGAGCGACAAAAUGCAGAGUGUGGGAGUGGAAUGGAAAAGAUGGGACGACCUGCCUGAUGCCAACCUCACACUCUUCGAAAGAACCCUGGAGCUUAAAGGGGAACCUUUGGAGGGUCUCGCCUCACAUAUGAAAGCAUUCGGUGAGAAAGUUAGCCAUGUCAUGGAGUUGUACCCCAACAAAGGAUUCUACCUUCUGGGACGCACGCCCCCCAAGGCCUUCGUCAUCGUCUCCUUGCCGUUCAGAUGUCGCCAAGUACGUUAUGGAAGCGACUUUGCUCUCAACUAUUUGAACGGUCCAGGAGACAGCAGCACGAAAGUGGAAUUUGUCGCCAAAGCGUGAAGCAGUUGAUACGUGAAUGCUGACCCUGGUCUGGGCUCGACAUCGAAUGGAGAUUAUUGUUAAUAACAUCGGCGAUGCAGUUUCGACUCCCGACGAUGAGUGUAGAAGCCCAUACACUCAGCGUUUCUCUCUUCGUUGUUGUCGUUUCACUGUGUGCUCACUGAGGAAAAAUUAAUAUUGCAUCGAAUAGAACAGAGCAAGUAAAUGUUGAAACACGUU
Pomacea canaliculata is the source of this 1003-nucleotide messenger RNA. RefSeq lists its product as uncharacterized. NCBI's taxonomy places the organism in Eukaryota, Metazoa, Mollusca, Gastropoda, Architaenioglossa, Ampullariidae. The transcript is spliced from 7 exons. The record is from RefSeq and is a predicted model, not a curated record. Bases 170 to 784 code for a protein of 204 amino acids.